UGCGACUGUCCCCGUGUGCGGCACCGCGCCCCGCACACCGUCCGUGCGGUGACACCGCCGCACCCAAGCGCCGCCGGGGCCGCUCCCCGCGCAGGCACCGCGUCCAGGAGCGGCUGCGGCCGCGGUGUCUCCGCCAGCGCUGCCCCGCCCCGCAGCCGCCCCGCUCCGCGCCGGCACCCGCACACACGCACCCGCACACACACACCCGCACACACAGGCGCGCUCCCGCCCCGCGGGGACGCCUCGGCGCCGCCCCGCACCGCGGGGGGCAGGGUAGGGAAGGGCAGGGCAGGGACGGAGCGGACCCGCCCGCCCCGGCCCGGCCCAGCAUCGGCCGCCGCCCCCCGCAUCGGCCGCCGCGGCGCGGAGGGUGCAGGGCGGUGCGGGCCGAGCGUUGUCGCCGCCGCCACCGCCGCAGGAGCAGCAGGAGCAGCAGGAGCAGCUCCGCGGCUGCCGAGCCUGAGCCAUGUCUGCCAGAGUGGCCCAUCCUCAGGAGCCUCACCACCCCUCUGAAAAGCCAGUCAUCCACUGCCAUAAAUGUGGGGAGCCAUGUAAAGGUGAAGUACUCCGUGUUCAGGCCAGACACUUCCACAUCAAAUGCUUCACCUGCAAAGUGUGUGGGUGUGACUUGGCACAGGGAGGGUUUUUCAUCAAGAACGGGGAAUACCUUUGCACCUUGGAUUACCAGCGCAUGUACGGCACCCGCUGCAAUGGCUGUGGAGAGUUCGUGGAAGGAGAAGUAGUGACAGCUCUGGGAAAAACUUACCAUCCAAGCUGCUUUGCCUGUACUGUUUGCAAGCGUCCAUUUCCACCAGGCGAUCGCGUUACCUUUAAUGGAAGGGAGUGUCUCUGUCAGAUGUGUGCUCAGCCCAUGGCCUCCAGUCCAAGAGAACUGUCUGCCUCAAGCAAUUGUGCUGGCUGUGGAAGAGACAUAAAAAAUGGGCAAGCAUUGCUAGCUCUGGAUAAGCAGUGGCACCUGGGGUGCUUUAAGUGCAAGGCCUGUGGGAAGGUCCUAACCGGGGAAUACAUCAGCAAAGAUGGUGCUCCUUAUUGUGAAAAGGACUACCAAGUGCUUUUUGGAGUCAAGUGUGAAGCAUGUCACCAGUUCAUUACUGGGAAAGUCCUAGAGGCAGGUGACAAGCAUUAUCAUCCAAGCUGUGCACGAUGCAGCAGGUGCAACCAAAUGUUCACAGAAGGAGAAGAAAUGUAUCUGCAAGGUUCCACUGUCUGGCAUCCCGACUGUAAGCAAUCCACUAAGACAGAAGAUAAGCUCCGGCCUACAAGAACGUCAUCAGAAAGCAUUUAUUCCAGACCAGGUUCCAGUAUACCUGGCUCUCCAGGCCACACUAUCUAUGCAAAAGUAGACAAUGAAAUCCUUGAUUACAAGGAUUUAGCAGCCAUUCCCAAAGUCAAGGCUAUUUAUGACAUUGAACGUCCAGACCUAAUUACUUAUGAGCCAUUCUACACUUCCGCCUACGAGGACAGACAGGAGAGACAGAGUCUUGGAGAGUCUCCAAGGACAUUAUCACCUACCCCUUCUGCAGAAGGUUACCAGGAUGUCCGGGAUCGCAUGAUUCACAGGUCUACUAGUCAGGGCUCCAUCAAUUCUCCAGUGUACAGUCGUCACAGCUACACACCCACCAUGUCACGCUCCCCUCAGCAUUUCCACAGACCUGGCAAUGAGCCGUCCAGCGGUCGGAACUCCCCUGUCCCCUAUCGGCCUGACAGUCGCCCUCUCACUCCAACUUACGCUCAGGCCCCUAAACAUUUCCAUGUUCCAGAUCAAGGUGUCAACAUUUACAGGAAACCGCCCAUCUACAAACAGCACGCUGCUUUGGCAGCACAGAGCAAGUCCUCCGAGGAUAUCAUCAAGUCCUCCAAGUUCCCAGCAGCUCAUGCACCAGCACCCAACGAGAUACCAAAGAUUGAGACGGACCACUGGCCAGGUCCUCCCUCCCUUGCUGCCAUAGGAGCUGACAUGAGACGCAGAUCAAGUGGAAGAGAGGAAGAUGAUGAGGAGCUACAGAGGCGCCGGCAGCUGCAGGAAGAGCAGCUCAUGAAGCUCAACUCUGGUCUGGGACAGUUAAUAUUGAAAGAAGAGAUGGAAAAGGAGAGUCGCGGUAGGUCAGCCCUUUCUGCCAGUCGUUACGAUUCUCCAGCACAUGCUUCAGCCUCCAAAACCUCUUCUCUCCCUGGGUAUGGAAAAAAUGGACUUCACAGGCCGGUGUCUACAGAUUUUGGUCAGUACAACAGUUAUGGGGAUGUGAGUGGUGCUGUUAGAGAUUUCCAGUCCCUCCCGGAUGGUCAUGUCCCUGGAAUGAGAAUGGACAGAGGAGUAUCUAUGCCUAACAUGUUGGAGCCAAAGAUUUUUCCAUAUGAAAUACUCAUGGUGACCAACAGAGGGCGAAAUAAAAUACUAAAAGAUGUAGACAGAACCAGGCUUGAGCGUCAUUUAGCGCCUGAAGUUUUUCAAGAAAUAUUUGGCAUGACGAUACAGGAGUUUGACAAGUUACCUCUCUGGAGACGCAACGACAUGAAGAAAAAAGCAAAACUCUUUUAAUUUCCCUUUAAACAAACCAACAAAAAAUGAUGCAUAGGAUGCUGUAUCAUACAGUCCACACUGUUUGGAAGCAACUACUUAUCCACCAAAAAGGGAAAAUCACAUAGUGGCACCUCUGUACACAGCAACCGAACAAGAUGAACAUUUGCCCUCCUGGAACACAAAGAGAAAAAAUCUGGGCUCAGAAACAACAAUGAUAGUUUUCAGGGGUGUUGACCUGUUACAUGAUAUGAUACAAGAUAGAAAACUGUUCUGUUCUUCUCCCUCAAUGAUACUCCCUUUACUUCUCUCCACAAUAUGAUGGACGUUAUUGCUAGAGCCAGGAAGUGCCCUUAGGAUGCCUUGUAGACUAAAGUAGUUGUAACCACUCCAAGAACUGGAAAAGAAAAUAUACAUAUAUAAAUAUA
Molecule: messenger RNA, 2967 nt
Organism: Pipra filicauda (Wire-tailed manakin)
Lineage: Eukaryota; Metazoa; Chordata; Aves; Passeriformes; Pipridae
Gene: ABLIM1
Product: actin binding LIM protein 1
Exons: 23
Coding region: 467-2560 (697 amino acids)
Biological process (GO): cilium assembly; cytoskeleton organization; lamellipodium assembly
Cellular component (GO): actin cytoskeleton; stress fiber
Molecular function (GO): actin filament binding
Source: RefSeq, a predicted model, not a curated record